Ambispora gerdemannii is the source of this 324-nucleotide messenger RNA. Lineage: Eukaryota; Fungi; Glomeromycota; Glomeromycetes; Archaeosporales; Ambisporaceae. The record is from the annotation of a GenBank genome assembly.
AUGGAUCCUGUAUUCCCAUCCAAAAAUUCAGAAUUGUGGACCAAACAAUCGGUUAACUCGUUACAGGAGACUAUAAGAAAAAUAUUGAAAAUCGAAAAUUAUAAAUCACACCAGAACGAUCAUGACAGUAUCACUGACAUUGAUACUGCUGGAAUUAGUGAUCUAGAAGACACUUUCGACCAGCUAAUAGCAUACGAAAAUUCGCAAAGAACUGUGCCGAGUAAAUUUAUGUUUUCUGGUGAGCUUUUCAAUUUGUCGGAGACUGAAGAAGACGAGCAGGAUAAGAACUCGGAACAGCGAUAUCCAGUUGUAAUUAGGACUUAA